GUACAGUAUAUGGAACUCAUGGGAGACGAGGGAGGCAAACUUACACCAGAUACCAAACGCUAGAGUUAGAGAAGGAAUUUCAUUUUAACAGAUACUUAACCCGAAGACGCCGUAUUGAGAUUGCAAACGCUCUCUGCCUUACUGAACGCCAGAUUAAAAUAUGGUUUCAAAACAGGCGAAUGAAAUGGAAAAAGGAAAACAAAUUCAUAAAUUCCACACAGCCCAGCAGCGAAGAAACAGAGGAAAAGUCAGGGGAGUAGAACCACGUUUAAUAAACUCUACCAGGCC
Leptosomus discolor (cuckoo roller) is the source of this 288-nucleotide messenger RNA. The record is from RefSeq and is a predicted model, not a curated record. Lineage: Eukaryota; Metazoa; Chordata; Aves; Leptosomiformes; Leptosomidae.